UAUUCACUGUAUAAGCGUGAUUGUGCAGUAAUUGUAGUAGCUAAAGUAUUUGAUAUAUACUAUUAUAUUCGUUAUUUUUUCCAAAAAGUGUUAAUUAUUGUUAAAUAUGUUCGGUAGAUUGAUAAAUACACUCCAAAUUGGAAGACAAUGUACAAAUUUGUCCAUUUUAUCUUAUCGUCAUUUCGUUACCACAGUAUUUUUAAACCAAAUGAAUAAUAUUAAACCAAAGACAGGAAUCUUAAUGUUAAAUAUGGGUGGUCCUAGUAAAAUUGAAGAGGUGCAUGAAUAUUUAUUACGUAUAAUGACAGAUCGUGAUAUGAUUCAACUACCAUUUCAAAGUCGACUAGGACCUUGGAUAGCAAAGUCUCGUACACCUAAAGUACAAAAAAAAUAUGAAGAAAUUGGAGGUAAAUCUCCUAUUUUAGAAUGGACAAAUAAACAAGGCAAACUUUUGUGUGAAAAAUUGGAUAAAAUUUCACCAAAAACAGCACCUCAUAAACAUUAUGUUGCAUUCCGUUAUGCUAAUCCUCUUACUGAGAAUACACUUCAAAAGAUAGAAGAAGAUGGUGUUGAACAUACAAUAAUUUUUUCUCAAUAUCCACAAUAUUGUUGUGCUACAAGUGGAUCAAGUUUUAUUGAAAUAUAUAAGUAUUAUAAAAACAGACAAUUACCUUCUAACAUGAAAUGGAGUGUAAUAGAUAGAUGGGCAACGCAUCCAUUAUUCAUAGAGACAAUUACAGAAAGAAUUAAGGAAGAAUUAGUUCUAUUUCCCGACGAUAUAAGAAGCAAUGUUAUAAUUUUAUUUUCAGCUCAUUCGCUACCAUUGAAGGCUGUAUCUAGGGGGGAUGCUUAUGCAUCUGAAGUAGCAGGUACAGUUGCUUUAGUAAUGGAAAAGUUACGAUAUUGUAACCCAUACAAACUAGUAUGGCAAUCAAAGGUUGGCCCAGUAUCUUGGUUGGAACCUUUUACCGAUGAUGCCAUAAAAGCUUAUGUAAAGCAAGGGAAAAAACAUUUUAUAUUAGUACCAGUAGCAUUUGUUAACGAACAUAUUGAAACUCUUCAUGAAUUAGAUAUCGAAUAUUGUAAAGAAUUAGCAGAAGAACUCGGCAUUGAUAAAAUAAGGAGAACUGCUGCUCCUAAUGAUCAUCCUACAUUUAUAAAUGCUUUGGCAGAUAUUGUAGUUUCUCAUCUUAAAUCAAAUAAUUCUCUAAGUCCCAUGUUCUUGACACGUUGUCCUCAUUGUGUUAGUGGCAAUUGUGCAGAAAGCAAAAAGUGGUAUGCACAAAUAUGUAGAAAUUAAAACAAGGAUACACUGUAAAAAAUUUAUGCAUAUUAUUUAUUUACAACAGAUAGAUAUUUUUUAUAAUAUAAACGAAAAAUAUCUACUUUUGUGAUUCAUUUUGUAUGAUAUAACGUGUUUUAAAUAAAACAUUCUUAUU
Apis laboriosa (Himalayan honeybee) is the source of this 1439-nucleotide messenger RNA. RefSeq names its product ferrochelatase, mitochondrial (gene FeCH). The coding region runs from base 107 to 1300 and encodes 397 amino acids. The record is from RefSeq and is a predicted model, not a curated record. Gene Ontology annotation, molecular function: protoporphyrin ferrochelatase activity. The transcript has 8 exons. Gene Ontology annotation, biological process: heme biosynthetic process. NCBI's taxonomy places the organism in Eukaryota, Metazoa, Arthropoda, Insecta, Hymenoptera, Apidae.